CACAAGGUGAAUCAUUUGAAACAAGUCAAUAUAGUGUCGAAUGAAGAUUCGUCCUUAAAGAAACUGCGACACGAUCUACAGUCAUAUAGAAAGGCCACUGGUAGUUAUUCGGGCGUCUCGGCGUCAGCUCCACAGUCCAAAGAAAGUUUUAGUGCCGAAGAUGUUGCAGAAGUCUUCACAGGUAUCGGUAGUGCUGUUGGCAAAAUAAUCGACAUGAACACAGUCAAAAGAAGUGUGAACGACAUUUUCGAUAUACCUAUACUAAAGACCACAGACAGAAAGGGUGCAGAUCGUGACCAAGCUGGCAGGAGAUCAGGAAAAAGACAUCACAGAAGGCCAGUCCGGAAUCAAGACACCCUCUUCCAAAAGAAGUUAAUAAAUGGCGUUGUAGUUUUUGUUUACCAGGAAGACGUGGUUGACAUUCAUGCUAACAUACUUGUUUGUUAUAAGUAUGGAACCUCUCACAAUGAAGGGCGUAUUGGUAAAAGACUUCGGGAGAAAGGCGGAGAGAAAUAUGCAGAGUCUUUGGACAAGUUACUAAGAAGGAGAGGUGGUCUUAAAGAAUGGCGGAUGUAUCCCGUGAAACCGGGAUAUCUACAAUUUAAUGAAGUAUAUCAGGCGAUAAUUCCCUCGAAUCCUUCAACUGAUGUCAUGGAUGAUUGGUUGUUGAAACUUCAACAUCUUUAUCAAUUCAUACUGUCUACAGCUGAUGAGAAGGGAUACAAAUCCAUAACAUUUCCUGUUGCAAAUACAGGACCUAUUAACAAAUGCAUAGAAGUCCUGGUCAGUUCCAUCAAGAAUAACAAAUCCUCGAAUCUUCGCCAAGCCAACAUCGUUACCACAGAAGAUAAUUCAUUUGGAAAAUUAUGCAGAUGUUUAUCGGCGGCAUGUAGCUCUACAAGUACCGCUUCCAAAAGUUAUGAGAGUGAGGAGUCAUCAACAGAUGGGGAGGUUGAUGAAACUAAAGAUGCGGUGUACAAAACAAAAGAUGGUGAAGAAUCCAACACUGCUGCAAUAGCAUACCCACCACAUAAAUUAUCCAAUGGUUUAAUUGUACACUUACGCCAAGAAGACAUCGUUGAUGUUCCAUCCGACGUCAUUAUCACCAGUAAUUAUGGGAAAGCAGAAACAGAAGGUAUUAUUGCCAAACGACUUCGGGAGAAAGGUGGCGUAGAAUACGUCAAAUCAUUGAAGCUCGUAGUUCGAGAUACUGAUGGUUUUAAGGACUGGCAGGUUUAUUCCUGCAAACCUGGAGAUCUACAAUUCAGUGAAGUGUAUCAGGCGAUAAUUCCCCCGAAUCCCUCAGCAGAUGUCAUUGAUGAUUGGUUAUCCAAUCUACGAGGACUUUACAGUCUGAUACUAGCCACAGCUGAUGCACAGGGAUAUACAUCUAUAACAUUACCAGUUCUAGGUUCAGGUGAGACCGGGGCCACACCUGCGAAAUGUACUGAAGUUCUUAAAGGUGUUUUAGAAGAAUAUGUUGCUGAAAAUUUACUGGAUGUAUAUAUUGUAACAAAAGAUGAAUUUAUAUUCACCCUCUUGAUGACAACUUGGUAAAAACAGAAUUGAAAAUAUUUAUUGUGAUUCAACCCGAUUGCUUUUUAUGAAGGCUCUUGUGUCAUGUAUGUGCAUCUGUAAAUAGAAAAUACAUGCGUAAUCGCCUGAUCUAUUCACCAUUGUUUGGACCAAGAUCUGGUCCCCAAUCGCAACUCAUCUUGUUUUUCUUCUUCUCCCUUGGGGCGACACUCUUCGAAAACAGCCUACCUAAGGCUCCGACAAUUGGUAUGCUCGAGGUUCCUGGUCUAUAUCAAUCACCACACAUGUCUCGCUAUCCAUCGUGCCAAGGAAGACAACCAUUAUAGGUAGAAUUGGUCCAUACAGUACGUCCAUAUGUUCUGUUAAAGAUACUUUCCCGCAAAAGUAUUUAUCGGGUAGUUAUUUCCAAUAAAGGUUUGGCAUAAAAGCAUGGAAGAAUACUGGAUUCCUUGAAAAACACUCAUGUGGCACGCACGGGACAAACGUGAAAGGGUGUCACUAAGUGACUGUCUGCUCGAGUGACCUCAAAGGUUGCACGCGAAGAUUGUCUGAUUUCUCAGCGUUGGGAAGCGCUUGGUGUAUAUAUUGAUAAACUUGAUGGUGAGUGAACUAGGAAAAAGUGAGAGACAGUUUCUGGGCAGUAGAUAAUCCGAGAUUUUAAUUAGGCUUCCAUAUUUAUGAUAAAUAAACUGCUAUUAAAACAACAUCGUCUUUUAUAUGCAAUGAAUUUUCCGUCGGCUUCACACCGGUUGUUUGGUACGGCGACAGCCAAGACACGUGACACAAACAUGACUCCUUUUAAUUGAUUUGUUUAUACCUUGGGGUAUUUCCUGGCGAAUACAAUGUUUUGAGAAGGAUUUGAAGCAAUAUUUUGAUACAUAUGUAUUUUUAACUGUUCAAUGCAGUUGUAAAUCAAACACAAGAACUCGCACAAUUAAUGUUUUUGGGUUGAGAAAACGCGGCUAUGCGGCUAACUGGUGCGGUGUAAAGCCUGUUAACAGAGCAGAGUUAUUUCUAUGGGAAACAAUCACUGGUUUUAUUCUAAAAGCACGGGGUUUUAACAAGUAUCCCCUUAUCGUUAUGCGAUAACAUUAAUAUGUGUUUUUCAAUCACUGAAUGCCAGUUAAGCCUGGUCUACAAUUUAUGUUUUUCUAAAUUUGGUCAUGAUACUUUUAAUGGUGGACAAGAUCUAAAACAUAAAUUGCGAUUGGUUAGAUCGUGUACGAUUGUGUAUGGUGUUAACAUUGCUUAGAUGUUUAGUUUUUUUUACUUUUUUAUUUCUUGUAUUUCUUGUUUUUAGCAAUUGUAGUUUUACUUGUAAUUUUAGCUAUAAUAAAAAUAUAUUUUAGUAAUAUGGUAUAAAUUAAUUCCCCAAAAUAAUGGUCUUUUAUCUUACCUCAAACACUGUAUUGUACAUUAUUUUAUGUUCGAUAUGUGAGUACACUAUGGAAGCUACCAUAACAGAACAAAGGUCAUUUGUAGAUUUCCAGAUCAUUCCCAAGUCAAUAACAGACAAUACACAGCCCAAACGAUUAUUUGUUUUAAAAUUAUAUAGAUGGUCCAAAUAUAAAUCUACAGCUAAAACGAACGCUAAAUCAUUGUUCUAAUAGUUGGACUAGAUCUAAAGAUUUGUUUUGAUAUUUUAUUGGUUUAAUUUUAUUUUAUAGCUUUUUGAGUUCUCAUUUUAUUUUAACUAAAUGCCCAUUUUCGUAUCGUCUAAGCUAUCAUAUAAUUUAUUUUGGUAUUUUUUUUUUACUUUUUACUGGUUUUAUGCAAUGUGUUUUAACAACAACUUAAAAUAUUAAAAUUGCAUAAAUACAUUGACCAAACGAAUCGCCUCUAAUCUUAUGUAAAACAUCAUAUUACAAUGUAUAUACUUUUAUAACAUAUUUUGGUAUUUUUUACUUUUUAGUGUUUUAUGCAAUGUGUUUUAACAACAACUUAAAAUAUUAAAUGGCAUAAAUUCAUUGAUCAAACUAAUGGCCUAUACUCUUAUGUAAAGGGGGUCGCGGUGGCUAUGUGGGUUAGACGCUGGCUCGCUAGCCUGGAGGUCGGGUGUUCGAUCCUGCAUUGGCCGAGAAAGUUUAUCCAGAUUUUCCGGCGUGGGUAUCUCUUGUCAGUGAUGCAGGACGGAGGGCCUGACAGGGACAGCUGUCUAGUCUUUCGGAUGGGACGAAAAAAAGAGAUCCCGUGUACACAUUGGCGUGACGUAAAAGAUCCCUUGACAGUUGGAAUGUGAUAAAAGAGAAGUCCGUAGUGCCGCUGCCCUGGCAAAAUUCUCCUCGUAGCACACUGUAUGGCGUAUGUCCGUCUUCAUUAGCCCAGUUCGGAGCAGAACAGUAGGACGUUAAACCCCAUUUCAUUUCAUCGUAUGUAAAACAUCAUAUUGUAUAUUUUUAUUAAUAGUGUGAAUGGUCCAAUCCGCGAGUACAGCAGUGGUGGAUAAUUAGUGUUAUACUGUGUCUGGCACAAAUAAAUUGAUCAAAAUAAUGGCCUCUAAUCUUGUGUAAAACAUUGUACAUUAUCUUAGUUUAGUAAUAUUGAUACAAGUUGGAUCCGUAAGUACAAUAUAUAAAGUUAACAGGCAACCGAAUAAAAGCCAAUUAUAUAUUUUAAGCCAAAGCACAAAGUCAGUUAUAUAUACUGAGCGCCAUGGAAAACGCAUAUCUUAUUUAUUUUGCUUCUUAUUGUGAACAAUAUUCAAAUGGGAACACAUCAAUAACAACACAUUUGUACACUUAUGGAUGUUUAAUCUGUAAUCAACGGUACCAAGUCAGAGGGGUCAAAACCAAAAAGUACAACACAGAUGUCAGUAGCGCGUGUGUCCUCCAUGGGCUCUUACGCACGCUGUGCAGCGACGUCGCAUGGAAUUUACCAAUGUUUGAAAGAAGGCCUGGGACAAAUUGUUAUUUGAUCAAAAUAAUGGCCUCUAAUCUUGUGUAAAACAUUGUACAUUAUCUUAGUUUAGUAAUAUUGAUACAAGUUGGAUCCGUAAGUACAAUAUAUAAAGUUAACAGGCAACCGAAUAAAAGCCAAUUAUAUAUUUUAAGCCAAAGCACAAAGUCAGUUAUAUAUACUGAGCGCCAUGGAAAACGCAUAUCUUAUUUAUUUUGCUUCUUAUUGUGAACAAUAUUCAAAUGGGAACACAUCAAUAACAACACAUUUGUACACUUAUGGAUGUUUAAUCUGUAAUCAACGGUACCAAGUCAGAGGGGUCAAAACCAAAAAGUACAACACAGAUGUCAGUAGCGCGUGUGUCCUCCAUGGGCUCUUACGCACGCUGUGCAGCGACGUCGCAUGGAAUUUACCAAUGUUUGAAAGAAGGCCUGGGACAAAUUGUUCCAUUCUUGGACAAGAGCAGCUUCUAAAGCAGCAAUGGUGUGCAUCUGUGGUC
This is a messenger RNA of Patella vulgata (common limpet), 4930 nucleotides long. RefSeq lists its product as uncharacterized. Gene Ontology annotation, cellular component: cytoplasm; nucleus. Gene Ontology annotation, molecular function: transcription corepressor activity. Bases 214 to 1557 code for a protein of 447 amino acids. NCBI's taxonomy places the organism in Eukaryota, Metazoa, Mollusca, Gastropoda, Patellidae. Gene Ontology annotation, biological process: negative regulation of gene expression. The record is from RefSeq and is a predicted model, not a curated record. The transcript is spliced from 5 exons.